Molecule: messenger RNA, 1299 nt
Organism: Akanthomyces muscarius
Lineage: Eukaryota; Fungi; Ascomycota; Sordariomycetes; Hypocreales; Cordycipitaceae
Exons: 2
Coding region: 1-1299 (432 amino acids)
Source: RefSeq, a predicted model, not a curated record
AUGGCCACUGCCGAUCCUGAUACUGUCGCCGCGUUUGGGGCGGAGAUGCGGCAAAAGCAUUUUGCGUUCGCUGAGGGGUACCAACCCCUCAACCACGGCUCUUUUGGAACGUUCCCUAAGUCGGUUCUCGAGUACCAGCGACAACUGCAAUUCGAAAGUGAAGCCAAACCGGACACCUGGAUUCGGUAUACCUACCUUGAUCUGCUGAGAGCAAGCCGUUCUGCGAUUGCCCCUCUACUCGGCGCAGAAGCGGGCGAAGUUGUUCUAGUUCCAAACGCCACCACUGGCGUGAAUACCAUCCUGCGAAAUCUUAUCUUCCAGGAGGGCGAUGUAGUUCUGACCUUCAACACCAUUUAUGGAGCAUGCAACAAGACAAUCGAAUCGCUCUCUGAAUUUUGUCCUGUCUCAUCGCGUCAAAUCGACAUCACCUACCCGUUAACAGAUGACGAUAUUGUGGCCGAAUUUCACUCUGCACUUCAGCAUGUCAAAGCGAGUGGGAAAGCCCCCAAACUUGCCAUGUUCGACGCCGUUCUCACGUUUCCCGGAGCAAGGUUCCCGUGGGAGAGACUUGUCGCGGUUUGCAGAGAACAAGGCGUCUUGAGCUUCAUGGAUGCUGCGCACGGGAUUGGGCAUGUUGAGCUUUCACAUCUCGGCAGUGUAGGCCCUGAUUUUAUGAUCAGCAACUGCUACAAGUGGCUCAUGGUUCCUCGCGGCUGUGCCGUAUUGUAUGUGCCAUUUCGCAACCAGCAUCUAAUAUCCUCUACCGUGCCAACCUCGUGGGGCUACCUCCCUAAGGCAGAGCGCACAGCCAUGUCUGCUCGAGAUUACUUCAAUAAGCUUUUCGAAAAAGUAUCAACAAUUGACAAUACGCCAUACUGUUGUAUCCCAAAGGCUCUAGAGUUCCGGUCCAAGGUCUGUGGCGGAGAGGCAAAGAUACGUGACUACUGCUUCGGUCUUGCGCGGCAGGGUGCAGCACGUAUGGCAACAAUUCUCGGCACUGAAGCUUUGGAAGACGACUCGCGCUGUUGCUUCGCCACCGUCCGAUUGCCACUGACACUGGCGGAGCUUGGGGCCGACGGUGACGGUCCAGCAGUGGCGAAGUGGAUGCAAGAACUGACCCCGUCAGAAUAUGAAACAUAUAUUCCUAUUAAGUUCUACGCCGGUGAAUUCUGGUGCAGAAUCUCGGCACAAAUAUAUCUAGAGAUUGGCGAUUUUGAGUGGGCGGCGGCGACGGUGAUGAAGAUUUGUGACCGCGCAAAGUCACGGGAGUGGAAAGGUCAAUUGCCUGCAGUGAGAUGA